This is a messenger RNA of Drosophila innubila, 922 nucleotides long. Its product is annotated as peroxiredoxin 1-like. NCBI's taxonomy places the organism in Eukaryota, Metazoa, Arthropoda, Insecta, Diptera, Drosophilidae. Gene Ontology annotation, biological process: cell redox homeostasis; response to oxidative stress; removal of superoxide radicals. Gene Ontology annotation, cellular component: cytosol. The record is from RefSeq and is a predicted model, not a curated record. The coding region runs from base 99 to 686 and encodes 195 amino acids. Gene Ontology annotation, molecular function: thioredoxin peroxidase activity. The transcript has a single exon.
GUCAUUAGAGCUAAACUUUCAGUAGCUGAAAUAAACUUUAGCCAACACACAAUAUAAACAAGUUUAGACAUUUUUCAUCUAGAAAUUUAAGAGAAAACAUGUUUUUACUACGGAAACCAGCACCAGAAUUUAGUUCCGUUGCGGUGACAUCCGUCAAUGGAUUCAGGACGAUGACACUACACGAGUAUCGCGGCAGAUAUGUGAUUUUGCUCUUUUAUCCGGCGGACUUCUCAUUUGUCUGUCCAACGGAACUGCAAGCGUUCAGCGAUCGCGCCCAGGAGUUUCGCAAUGUGGGCUGUGAGAUUAUUGCCUGUUCGACGGACAGUCAUUUUGCUCACUGCGUCUGGAUCAUGCAGCCCCGCAAGCAGGGCGGACUCGGUGACAUGGAUAUACCCCUAUUAGCGGAUAAGUCCAUGAAGAUUGCUCGGGACUACAACAUGCUAGACGAGACCACAGGCCUCGCCCACCGUGGCAUGUAUAUUAUCGACCGUGUUGGUAUUGUACGGCAUAUAUCCGUUAACGACCUGGGCGUGGGACGCAGUGUGGAAGAGGCUCUGCGUCUGGUGCAGGCCUUUCAAUUUACCGACGAGUUCGGUGAGGUCUGUCCGGUUAAUUGGCGGCCAGGUGCAAAGACCAUGAAACCGGACAAUGCUGGCAAAGCCGAAUACUUUAAGUUUGCCAGUUAAAUUAUACAUAUAGAUGCAAACAAACAUAAAGGAGUGCAAGUAUAAAACACAUAAUACCCCAGAUUAAUAAACUAUAAGAAAAUAAAUUGUCGAUAUUUGAUUGAAAAAUGGUUUCCAACGAACAGUACAGACGAAGCAAAGAUUUUAGUGAGAUCUGAAGAAACACAUUCUAUAUCUUAAAAAAAAUUUAAUUUGUAUGAAAAAAAAAAUAAAGUGAUCAACUUUUGUAUUGUAAA